This is a messenger RNA of Epinephelus fuscoguttatus (brown-marbled grouper), 6069 nucleotides long. RefSeq names its product unc-13 homolog D (C. elegans) (gene unc13d). The record is from RefSeq and is a predicted model, not a curated record. Bases 2514 to 5588 code for a protein of 1024 amino acids. NCBI's taxonomy places the organism in Eukaryota, Metazoa, Chordata, Actinopteri, Perciformes, Serranidae. The transcript is spliced from 33 exons.
GCCUUGCAUUUCAAAGUGUGAAUUCUUUUGUAUUUAUUAUAGAAGAUGUCAUUUUUAGGGAUGCAUAUUAUAGAUAACUGAUAAUUCCCUGCUUCUCAUGGCAGAAACUGCUAAGUUGACUAAUAAUUUAACAUUUUUGUAUUUUAGGUGAGAAUGGUAAGAUGUGGUGAGCAGUGACGGAUGGUUUCAUAUUCCAUAGCUCUAACCAAAUCUAACUGACACCACAAUUUUUAACACAACAUGUUAAAUUCUUCAUGCAGCCACUGAGCUGUUUAACUAAACAUACACACUAGACUAAUGUCAUAAGUCUCUAUGUCUGUGGUAAAACUUAUGUUGCUCAUGUUGGUAUUGGUCAGACUAUGAAUGUGUGUGGUGACAACAUCAUACAGGGCGAGUGGGGAUACCUCUGCAGUGUGUCUGGGGAGAGUGUACCAGGUCCAAAUGCAUAAUUAGCUGGCAAAAUUGGACAAAGGCUGGUCAUCAAGUGCCAUAAAUUUGAGAUUUGUCAUUAAUUGCAUUGGGCUGUCUCUAGUAAACAUUCUGAAGCUUUCAACUGCCUGUCGAAUGGGCACCACUAUACUCCUUUUAUGUUGCCAUCACAACUUUUUAGGUGCUUUUAGAAUCCUGCUUAGAAUCCUAUCUGUACUACCAACUACUCUCGAAGUGUGUAUGCUUCGCUUCUUAAACUGGGUUUUUGGAGUCUGAAAGGAUAUGAGCAUUUACCGGGCAGUAAAAGACACUACUGACUUAUACUAUGGGAAAUGUGGGAUGCAUUGGUUUUGGAGCUGGGGAUUAAAAAUCUUGCCCUCUGGUCCUAGCGUAAUUGCUGGUAGACCUGGAAUGUUUACUGUAAUGGAUUACCCAGCUCAUUUGGCUGUUAUCAGGCCAUUAAAUGACUGUCAUUAGUGGUAGUAAGCAUAAUAGAUAUGGGUUAGUAGGGGCCUGCCACACCUACUAUUAGGAUAAGAAGACUAUUAUCAGGCCAUGAAAUGAAACUCUCUGCAAAGGCCCGUUUCCACUGAAGAAAUUCCUGGUACUAUUUGGGGGGGCAGGAACUACUACAGGAAUGUCCUCUCGCUCGGCCCUCUCAACCGCCAUGUCUCCACUGAGAGAGCGGAGUAUGAGGAAGGUUCCUGUAAAGUUACGGGCUCUGGAUGUGACGUAAUCGUUACACGACCAUUUACCGUGGCGACGUAGGGAUGCCGUUAGCUGUUAGCCCUUAGCGGUGUCUGUAAUAACUCACUAAAUGGCUCGUGAAAAAAAAUGUUUUUCCAGCGGAUGUCUUAGUUACAACAUGAUUGAGCUAUCUGGAGUAGUUUCAUGUCGUAUCCGACAACGGGAGGCUUUUAACAGAUGACGUCCUGAUGUUAGCUUUGCUGCUGCUGUUAGCUGUCCCUGUCAGCGGCAGCCACUGAUGCUUUCUAGACAUCGUGAUUUCCCAAAACUGAAUACAUACCACUGCUUUGCUAGCUCAAUCAUGUUGUAACUAAGAUAUCUGCUGGAAAAAAAUGAAAAAAAAAAAUUUUUCACAGGCCAUUUAGUGAGUUUUUUUUACAUGGCAGCGGAAGCUGUAUGAACGAGCUAACCCUCGUCUGCUGAGUUUUAAAAAUGCCAGCUAUUUUGUUGCUUUCUGUUGACAUCACAUCCCUCCUUGAGUAUAUCCAAUCAGCACCAAGUAAUCCCCAAGCCCCAGCCAGGAGUCUUUCGGGGCCGUUCUGAGUACCUACCCUGAGGCAGGGACUUGUUUAGCCCCCGUAAAAGUUCCGGAACUCUGUCCUUCGGGGGUGGUUCCUGUGGUGGAGACACGCACCAAUGGCCCCGGCCCCGUAAAAUUACCCCGAAGUUCCUGCGGUGGAAACGGGCCUCAAGAUAGGGCUUUCCCAUGAAAGGGCCUGGACUUUCACCCAGGAGUCCGAGGUCAUUCAUUCAUCUAACCGCUUCUUGAGGGUCGCAGGGGGGCUGGAGCCUAUCCCAGCUGACAUCGGACGAGAGGCGGGGUACACCCUGGACAGGUCGCCAGACUAUCACAGGGCUGACACAUAGAGACAAACAACCAUUCACGCUCACAUUCACACCUACAGACAAUUUAGAGUUAUCAAUUAAUAGUCCCCAAUCUGCAUGUCUUUGGACUGUGGGAGGAAGCCGGAGUGCCCGGAGAGAACCCACGCUGACACGGGGAGAACAUGCAAACUCCACACAGAAGGGCUCCCACGCCCGGGAUCGAACCGGCAACCCUCUUGCUGUGAGGCGAGAGUGCUAACCACCACACCACCGUGCCGCCCCCGAGGUCCAACAUUUACACCAAAUUAUGAUCUUCUUCUAAACCUGACCACAUCAUUUUGGGCCCAAACCUAAGGAAAUCGUCCCCUGUACGUAAACUCGGGUUGACGAGGAAAUCACGAGACAGGAGGGAUUUCAAGGAAGACCUAAACCCAGAAGAGAAAGCGCGGAGACACAAGGAGCAGGAGCUGAAGCCUCUGUACAAGGAGCUGUUGUACACCAUCGCUCAUAAGAUGGGUAAACCGUCAUCAACUGAGGUCUUCACAGAUAGCCAGCUCCACCAGUACAUUAUGGAGGCUUUCACUAUGACAGAGUCGGAACACAAAAGCCUGACAGAGAAAGUGCAGAGCACAGAGCCCCCAGUAUACUGCCUCAUGGCCACUGUGAAGGAAGCCAAGGGAAUCCUCGGAAAAGACGUCACUGGUUUCAGUGACCCAUACUGCCUGCUGACCAUAAUGGAGGACGAAGCAGAGAGCCGAACACGCCGGUCCAGAGCCAAACCCUGUAAAUCUAUUGUAAAGGAUGCUGUAUCCGAUGACAAAAUCUACCAGUCAGAAAUAAAGAAGCAGACUCUGAACCCUAUCUGGAACCAAACCUUUGUACUAGAGUUUGGAGACAUCGUCGGUGCCAGCUUCCACCUCGAGAUGUGGGAUAAGGACGAAGAGGUUUCACUCACUCAGAAACUAGAGGAGAUCAAAACCAACUUUAAUAGUUUACGAAGGAUGAUCAAGGAGGCCAAAAAGGAGAAGGGCACAGAUGACUUUUUGGGAAAUGUGGUCCUUAAACUACAGGAUCUCCACUGUACUGAAGACAACUGGUACAAUCUGGAGCCCAGAACAGAGACGUAUCCUGACCGCGGCCAGUGCCACCUGAAUCUCAAGUUCAUCCAUAAAGCGAGAGACGGGACACUGAGUGCUGGUCGUAAUGCUUACAUCAACUACUGUGGGAUUCUGCAGCAGUUUGUUCAGGCUUACAUCUCCAAGCAACAGAGUUCUGCUCCCUGGAAAGGGGCACUGUGUGGCGAGGCUCAGACUCUGCUGGAGCUUUACGCUACUCAGAAUGACCUCUCACCUUUUCUUCAGGACCUGGCGAAGUGGGUGGCCUACAGCAAGCUGUACCAGAGUUUAGAGGUGGACUCGUCUGUGCUGCUCCAACAGCUAACCAGUAUAGAGUACCACUGGCAUCAGCAGGAGCUGCCAUACCAACAGAAACAGGAACUUGGGGACUCUCUGCAUGGUUUCCUGCAGUACGGGCUGUGUCUGGUGGCCAAAUACAGAGACAUCUUCCCCCCAACUCCCAGUGCUACUCCGAAACUACACACACUGCUCAGGAUCUUGGUCCAGAUCUGUAAGACUCAGGCGUUUCAGAAACUGAACCCAGCUCAGUUUGAGUUACAUGAUGAGGUUGGCGAUGCAAUACAGACAGGUACACAGGAGUGGUUUACCAUCAAGAGGGGUUUGCAUCAGCCAAUGACAAAGGAACUGUCAGAGAUCGUGAACGCCCUCUCCAGGUUGAUUGGGGAAGUGCAGGAAGACAUAAAACACAACAAGGAUGCCUGGAAUAGGGUAUUUGUCAGUGCCGUGCAAGUGGAUGUGUUCACUGUCGUCUAUAAGAAGUUUGACUCCCUGCUUGCAAAGGAAGUGAGGGAAACCUUAUCCCUGAUUGAGGGUCAGAUGGAGCAGACUCUAGCCAACAGCCUGUUCCCUGUUUACCUGAGCCUGCAGGCCAUCCACAAAGACAAGGCUUUCUUACAGAAAAGAGGAUUACUUGAGUUGACAAACUUUCAAGAGGGCUUCAGAGAGGCUCUGCCUUACUGGCUGAACCAGGCGUUCAGCACAACUCAGGACAGGGUGGAGAGGGCGGUCCAGGUAGACCAGCUCCAGCCCCUGCAGUCUGGUGCCGUGCCUAUAAAACACAGCUCCUCAGCAGUGGACCUAGUGGCAUGUAUCCAACCUAUCUGCCAGCUGUGGGAGCAGCUGUCCUGGCCCGACCCAGAGGAGGCCUUCAUGCUCAUGGUUAAACUGACUGAGGAUGUGUGUAAGAUUGUGGUGAACUACUGUCACAUCCUGAAGGAGAGAGUCAGGGUGCUGUCUGAGAACUCCGACCACGGCAGUGCCAUCAACAUGUUGUGUGUGGUGGUGAAUGACUUGGAGCACUUACGGUCAGUGCUGACCAAACUACCUACGCAGCUGAACUGGGCGGGGCUUCGAGAACGGACCCAAAAUGUGAUAGGGGAGAGCCAGUUCCAAAACACUCUUCCCUCGCAGCUACAGCAAGCCCAGAGUGUCCUCGGCCGAGAGAUUCGCUCCGCUUUAGACACUCUUGGGAAAAAGUUAAACACAGACAUUGAGACUCACGUCCGAAGCAUGUCAACCAGGCGUAGGAUUCCCUCCAAGUCUACAGAGGAUGCUGUAUCGCCUUUGAUGCGCUACCUGGAGCAAGAGCUGCACUAUAUGAAUGAAAACCUGGUUCAAGAGAACUUCAAUAGUCUUCUGACUCCACUGUGGAAUAACUCAGUGAAGAUACUCUACCAGGGGGCUACUAAGCAUCCACAGCAAGAAGGGCUCAUGGUGUUCUGCCAGAGACUGCUGUAUACACUGCAGUGUCUGGAGGAGUGCUUCCACGCUGGGGGCAAUGGGCUCCCUCUGGGUACACUCCACUCUGAUGAGUACAAAGCUCUCAAAUCCCACCUGACUCACAACUCUCUGAGCAGCUGGCAGCUUGUGGAGAAGUUCCUUGAAAAGAAAAUAAGGGAGCAGAGGGAUUACACUGGAGAGAAAUAUGGCGCAGUCACUCUCCUCACGUCCUACAGGAGAUCAGACGAAAGACUCAGAGUUGAGGUGUUGAAUGCAGUAAACCUCUUACCAAUGGACUCUAACGGUUUAAGCGAUCCCUUUGUGCAGCUGUGUCUGGAGCCUAACCAUGUUUUUCGGGAGGUAGAGCCUCGCUGCACUCAGAUCAAAAGCUGUGAUCUCAACCCCCUUUUUGAUGAGGUCUUUGAAUUUCUGGUAACCCUGGAUCAGUGCCAGGCUCCAGGGGCUUGCCUGGUGGUGACGGUUCUGGACCACGACACCUUGAGGACAGAUGACUUUGAAGGCGAGGCCUUCCUGGCCCUCAAGGACAUACCAGGAGUUGGUAAAGAGGACGCCACCCCCGCUCAGAUGCGACUGCCUCUGAUGCAUCCUAAACCUAAUGAGGACAGCAUUCUGAAGUUACUGGAGUCCAGGAGAGGAGAGCGAGAGGCUCAGGCCUAUGUGAAGAAGCGAAGACAGAGAGAGAAACAGUCCCAGGAGGGGAUUCAACUGUAACAGACACACACAGACAAUUCCAUCCUCCAAAAAUAUACAAUUUGUUUUAAUGAUCUGUACCAAAAACAAAGAAAAAUCCACUCAGAAAGAAACACUGGUGUUGGAUGAGCUGUGUGUGGACAGUAUGCCGAGCAUGGGUUUACCAAAGACCAUCACAGUGAUCAUGAACACUUUCACACCUGCAUUUUAAACCUCAUACAUCUUACAUAUCUGUCUGCUUCCUGAUGCUUUGUCUAAUCAGUGCAAGAGAUAAGUAUGACAUCACUUAACUAUGUGUGUAUAUAUAUAAUAUAUAUAUAUAUUCGACUACAUUUGACACACUGUGAAAUGUCAAAGAUUACUACAAAUGUAAAACUUUUGGCAGAGAAACCUGUCGCACAUUGAUUUUAAACAUAGAAAAUGGGCCGGUUUUAACAAAAAGUUGUUUGUAUGUUCAAGUUAACAUGAAAAGCGUUUAAAUAAAAAUUAAAAAAACAUGUAA